AGGGUGUGUUUGUUCCUUCCUUCUCUGCGCUUCUCCUUCGCGUUGUUCUUUUCUUUCUUUUUCUCCUUUCCCCUUCUUCUUCUACUUUGUGUUGCCGCCUUUCGGAGACGAAGUCCGCCGCCGCCAGCUGGAACAUCCGUUAUCAUAUUACAGAUGAAGUUGAUAAGGACAACAAUUACCAAUUUGGGGUCUUAAUUUAGCUACCGAGCUUGGGUUUGCAGAGAAGAUCGCCUGUUGCAAAAGGACUGUUCGGAAAUUUCAGUUGUAAUGUACUGUGGCUUGAGUGCAGUGAAUUUCUUAACACUACCACACUGCUAUGUUGUGUUCCAAAAUUGGGGCACGGCACAUGUGUAUUCCUCCCCCAAGUGGUGCUGUUCGAUGAGGUUCCUAUUGCAUUCCGAUUGUAGUUUUAAUCGAUCAGAUUCGUCGCUUUAUGGCUGCAAGAACCGUACUAUUCAUAUAUCUGCUUCUCUUGGCUCCACUCAUGUAGAGCAAAGUGAAGCCGAGACAAAGAAAUUGACAGAUUCAGAACUUCGCAGAUUAUGUGGCAGUCAUGUUCCUGAUCGUGUACUCUGCAGGGUGGAGGAAAUGGGAUACACUGUUCCGACAAGCGUACAACGUGAAGCACUUCCGGUGUUAUUUUCUGGGCGUGAUUGUGUGAUUCAUGCUCAGACAGGUUCUGGAAAGACUCUAGCUUACAUGCUUCGGAUAUUCUCGGUUGUCAAUGUUCAGAGGUCAUCUGUCCAGGCUCUGAUUGUCGUACCGACAAGAGAACUUGGCAUACAGGUUACAAAAGUUGCACGUAUGCUCGCUGCAAAAUCUUCAGAGCUUGAACCAGAACAAAAGUCGUGUAUCAUCAUGGCUCUUUUAGAUGGUGGUACGUUGAGGAGACAUAAGAGUUGGUUGAAGGCUGAUCCUCCGACUAUUGUAAUUGCUACCUUGAAGAGCCUCUGCCACAUGCUCGACAAACAAAUUCUUAAGGUUGAUGCAAUGCGUGUGUUGGUAAUUGAUGAGGUCGAUUUCAUGUUCAAUUCAUCGAAUGAAGUGAGUUCUUUGAGGAAGCUUUUGACGACCUACUCGUCAAUCAAUAAGCGACAGACCAUCUUUGCCAGCGCGUCGAUUCCUCAGCACAGACGAUUCCUCUACGACUGUGUUCAACACAAAUGGACCAAGGCUGACGUUGUCCAUGUCCACGUAAAUGCAGCUGAACCCAUGCCGUCGUGCCUACAUCACAGAUUCGUUAUAUGCGCGAAAAAGGAGAGGCAUCUAACACUCCUAAAUUUGUUAAAUUCCGAUUCGCCUAAAUCUGCCAUAAUUUUUGUCGGCGAGCAAUCUGAGAAAUCGAAGAAAGCUGGAAAAGCUCCCCCGGUAACACUUUUGUUCGAUUUUCUCAAAACUUCUUAUGGCGAAAAUCUGGAAUUAGUUCUUUUAGAAGAAGAAAUGAAUCUUAGCCAACGAGCUGCGUCCUUAUCCGAUGUUAAGCGAUCCGGAGGUUAUCUCCUAGUCGCAACAGAUAUUGCGGCCAGGGGGGUUGACCUGCCGGAGACCACUCAUGUGUACAACCUCGACCUUCCCAAAGACGCCGUAAGUUAUUUACAUCGCGCCGGAAGAACUGGCCGGAAGCCAUUCUCCGGCGGCAAGUGUUUUGUCACAAAUAUUAUAGCUUCCGAAGAACGGUUUGUUUUGCAGAGAUUCGAAAAUGAAUUGAUGUUUGGUUGUGAAGAAGUUUUGUUGUCAUAGAAAUAAUCAUAUAUCUAAUUCGUAGUUGCUGGAAUAUUGUCACAUGUAUUGAUAUUGAUAUUGGUAUAUGACAUUAUAAAUUAGUCACAUACAAUAUGUGGAUUUAAAUAUUAGCAUUUGAUGCCGAGCA
This is a messenger RNA of Andrographis paniculata, 1870 nucleotides long. Its product is annotated as DEAD-box ATP-dependent RNA helicase 58, chloroplastic. The coding region runs from base 268 to 1740 and encodes 490 amino acids. The transcript is spliced from 11 exons. NCBI's taxonomy places the organism in Eukaryota, Viridiplantae, Streptophyta, Magnoliopsida, Lamiales, Acanthaceae. The record is from RefSeq and is a predicted model, not a curated record. Gene Ontology annotation, molecular function: ATP binding; RNA helicase activity; RNA binding.